Molecule: messenger RNA, 315 nt
Organism: Aureobasidium musti
Lineage: Eukaryota; Fungi; Ascomycota; Dothideomycetes; Dothideales; Saccotheciaceae
Source: the annotation of a GenBank genome assembly
AUGGGCCGUCUUCAUUCCAAGGGAAAGGGUAUCUCCUCCAGCGCCAUCCCCUACUCGCGCGCUCCUCCCGCAUGGCUCAAGACCACUCCCGAGCAGGUCGUUGACCAGAUCUGCAAGCUCGCCCGUAAGGGUGCCACCCCUUCGCAGAUUGGUGUCGUCCUCCGUGACUCCCACGGUGUCGCCCAGGUCAAGGUUGUCACUGGUACGUUUCGAUUGUCGCACCUGGAGUUGGCGCAAGCAAAAAGACUAACACACGACACAGGUAACAAGAUUCUCAGAAUCCUCAAGUCCAACGGUACGGUCCACCCAGUGUGA